AUGCACAGCCUCUACAAGCUCUCCAGUCAUAGAAAGAUCCAAAAUGCCCACAAACCAUCGGAACCAUGGCGCCAAACCCUAAGCCCCCACCAACGGGGCUAUCGUGACCAUCCCCAAACGAUGGGGACAUCGCGAAUAUAUCCAACAACGACGAGCAACGAGGCCCACGUUGAGCAACACCAGCAAUGGGGACAUCACGAAUACGCCAAACAACAGGCACAGCAACAGCAACAGCAAGAGGCGGAGUGCAAAGUUUGCCCACUAGCAACUGACAGCCAAGUCAGGGGAGACAUCCCGUCUCCGCUAUUCCCGCGCAUCAGUAACACCGCCAACAUCUUCGCUGCACGUGUCGUCGACACGUGCGGUGUGAUCAUAGGACUGGUUGUGGCGGGGGGGGGGGGGCACAUAUUCUCUUCACUUGCAGUUCAUUGGGAGGAGAGGACCAUUGGGUUGUGUUUAGGAUAUUUCAUCGAGUGUGGCCUGGGUCAUGGAGAGUAUUUGUGGAACGUGUAUUUAUAG
This is a messenger RNA of Bipolaris zeicola 26-R-13, 519 nucleotides long. RefSeq lists its product as uncharacterized. The record is from RefSeq and is a predicted model, not a curated record. Lineage: Eukaryota; Fungi; Ascomycota; Dothideomycetes; Pleosporales; Pleosporaceae. The coding region runs from base 1 to 519 and encodes 172 amino acids. The transcript is spliced from 3 exons.